Alosa alosa (allis shad) is the source of this 3563-nucleotide messenger RNA. It is a transcript of the gene abcd2, whose product is annotated as ATP-binding cassette sub-family D member 2. NCBI's taxonomy places the organism in Eukaryota, Metazoa, Chordata, Actinopteri, Clupeiformes, Clupeidae. The coding region runs from base 140 to 2362 and encodes 740 amino acids. Gene Ontology annotation, biological process: very long-chain fatty acid catabolic process; fatty acid beta-oxidation; peroxisome organization. The transcript has 10 exons. Gene Ontology annotation, cellular component: peroxisomal membrane. Gene Ontology annotation, molecular function: long-chain fatty acid transmembrane transporter activity; ATP hydrolysis activity; ATP binding. The record is from RefSeq and is a predicted model, not a curated record.
CUAGCGGUUCAGGGGCCAGUGCUAUGUCGUAGUGUUGAUGGACUAGGCUAUUCUCCUGCUUGUAUCAAGACGUCAAAGAUAUCGAUGGAUAUGGUACCGUUUCAAUAGUAGAUUGUAUCUAGUCGUGUAACAGGAAAAGAUGUCUAACAUACUUCUUGCAGCGACCAACGUGAAAUGGAACCGGUCUGCAGCGGCGAAGCGGGCAGCCUUUCUUGUGGUUGCUGCAUACAGCGUGAAAACGCUCUACCCCAUCAUCUGCAAACAGAUCAACAAACGAAAACAGUCAAAAAACCAGCCACCUUCAAGAGGAGAGGAAAAUGGAUCGUUGGUCGUCAAGAAAUCUACGAUGGACAUAGUGCCUUCCCACAAGAAAUCUCCCGGUGUGGAUGCAGAAUUUUUCAAGCAGGUCCUGGAACUCGUUAAAAUAGUAUUUCCCAAGCUUUUAACAAAGGAGCUAGGUUUGUUGUGUUUACACUCUGUUGCACUCGUCUCUAGGACGUUUUUAUCUAUUUAUGUGGCUGGAUUGGACGGUAAGAUUGUGAAAACGAUCGUGGAGAAAAAACCCAGGAGCUUCAUCUUCAAGCUAAUGAAAUGGCUCCUCAUUGCUAUUCCAGCUACGUUCGUGAACAGCGCUAUCCGCUACCUGGAGUGCAAGCUGGCGCUGGCUUUUCGUACCCGGUUGGUGAACCAUGCAUACAAAACCUAUUUCACCGACCAGACCUACUAUAAGGUUAGCAACAUGGACGGUAGACUGGCUAACCCGGACCAGUCGCUCACGGAGGACGUGAUGAUGUUUUCUCAGUCCAUCGCACAUUUGUAUUCUAACCUCACCAAACCCAUUCUGGAUGUGGUCCUCACGUCAUACACUCUCAUUCAGACAGCCCGGUCCCGUGGGGCUAACGCCAGUGGACCAACACUAUUAGCCGGACUAGUUGUGUUCGCCACGGCCAAGGUGCUACGGGCAUGUUCGCCGAAAUUUGGCAAACUCGUGGCAGAGGAGGCCCACAGGAAAGGAUAUCUACGCUACGUGCACUCGAGAAUCAUUGCCAAUGCAGAAGAGAUAGCAUUCUACCGGGGACACAAGGUCGAGAUGCGACAGCUGCAGAAGUGCUACCGGGCCCUGGCCGAGCAGAUGAACCUCAUCCUGUCCAAACGCCUGUGGUACAUCAUGCUCGAGCAGUUUCUCAUGAAGUACGUGUGGAGCGGCAGCGGCCUUGUCAUGGUGGCGGUGCCAAUCAUCACAGCUACCGGUUUCGCUGACAACGAGAUGGCCGACGGGCACACGCAGGUGAUGGUGAGCGAGAGGACCGAGGCCUUCACCACCGCACGCAACCUCCUGGCGUCAGGAGCCGACGCCAUCGAGAGGAUCAUGUCUUCCUACAAAGAGGUGACAGAGUUAGCGGGCUACACGGCGCGUGUGCACAACAUGUUCUUGGUGUUUGGGGAGGUGCAGAGGGGCGUGUACAAGCGCUCCUCGCUCUCAGGGGGGGACGAGGCGGCCACCGGACGCCUGGCACUGCACAUCGAUGGACCCCUGGACAUUAAAGGGAAGGUGAUUGACGUGGACAAGGGCAUCAUCUGUGAGAGCGUUCCGAUCAUCACGCCCAACGGUGACGUGGUGGUGUCCUGCCUCAACUUCAAGGUUGAAGAGGGUAUGCACCUCCUGAUUACAGGACCCAAUGGCUGUGGGAAGAGCUCUCUGUUCCGCAUCCUCAGUGGCCUCUGGCCUGUCUACGGAGGAAACCUCUACAAGCCCCCUCCACAACACAUGUUCUACAUCCCACAGAGGCCGUACAUGUCGAUAGGGACGCUGCGGGACCAGGUGAUCUACCCGGACUCUCUGGAGGAUAUGCGUGAGAAGGGCUUCACGGACAAGGACCUGGAGCGUAUCCUGGACAUCGUCAACCUCAACCAGAUCGUCACCCGCGAGGGAGGCUGGGAUGCAGAACUGGACUGGAAGGAUGUUCUGUCGGGUGGAGAGAAGCAGAGAAUGGGCAUGGCACGCAUGUUCUACCAGAAGCCCAAGUACGCCCUCCUGGAUGAGUGCACGAGUGCUGUCAGCAUCGAUGUGGAGGGAAAGAUCUUCCAGGCCGCAAAGGAUGCUGGGAUAUCUCUGCUAUCUAUCACGCACAGGCCCUCUCUCUGGAAGUACCACACGCACCUGCUGCAGUUCGACGGGGAGGGCGGCUGGCGCUUCGAACAACUGGACACGGCGACACGUCUCUCGCUGACGGAGGAGAAGCAGCGGCUCGAGAGCCAGCUUGCCGGCAUUCCCAAGAUGCAACAGCGCCUCAACGAGCUCUGCAAGAUCCUCGGCGAGGACUCUGUUCUCAAAACGGCCGACCUGAAAGAGGGGGAGUGAGAGGAAGAGAGAAAUAGAGUGUGUGUGUGUGUGUGUGUGUGAGUGUGUGUAAGUUUUAGUGAGAGACAUAGUGUGUGUGUGUGUGUGUGUGUAUGUGUGUGGGUGUGUGAGAGAGAGAAUGUGUUUGUGUGUGUGUGUGAGAGAGAGAGGUAGUGUGCGUGCCUGGGUUUAGUUGUCCCCUUUCAAACCUGCGUCUCUUGAGCUGCUACGUGUGGUUCUGAAUUUGUAAAACCUGGAGACUGGACCCGCACCUGAACUGUCCAAACUGGUUUCAGAUGCCUCUGAAUGAGUGAACUAGUAUCAGCCCUGAGGAACUAGUAUCAGCCCUGAGGGACGCACAGAGCCCAGCCACGCUGGAUGGACGCAGUGCUGCUCCUCAUCGGAUGGCCCUUGGGCCAGCUGCUCAGAUCAUCUUCAUCAUGUCCUCAUCAUUCACAGUGGAAUGGAGAAGGAGACUGCCUGUCUGGAGUUUCAUUUGUCAUUUUUGUAUUUUUUUAAAGGGUGUAUGAUGUUUCGAGACCCGAAACCCCCGAUGACCCCGGGAAAUGUCUGAGUGCUUUGCAACAGUAUUUUGGAGACUGUUUUUAGUUUGUUUUAUUUUCUGGCACUUUAUUCUUCGUCUUCUUUUUCACUUCUUCAAUGUGAUAGUAUAUUUUUUCAUUUUGAUUGCUAGUGGUGGAGCGGUGCUGACUAGCCUGGUCGUUACCAUCCUACGUACUUCCGGCAAAAAUUUGAUUUCAGCCUCGCACGUAGUCUGGCCCAACCAACAUUAUACGGCUCGCGUGUAGCCGAGCCAUUCAGCGAACAGUUGAGUGAUGACGCGGAACUUGCCUGCCGAGUUGCUUGUAGUCCAGCGAAGCUUGUAGUUCAACAGUAUAGCAAUAAUGGCGAUGGAGGAAGAAACGCUAGAAGCUAUCCGUGAAGUUGUUUCAACUCUCGAGGGCAUCACGCAAUUAAAGCAGGAACAAGAGGCUUGUCUUGUCAAUUUUAUAAAUGGCAAGGACGUCGUAUAACUCUCCUUCCAACUGGCUUUGGGAAAAGUUUGAUUUAUCAGAUGGUGAUAACUAAACCUAAACGCAGUGUACUACAUGCAUCAGGGUCAUUCCACGUCAAUUCAACCAGGGCCCACACACUUAGGUCUCAAAAAAUUCAGAAAAAAUUACCAGGUGUGUUACCCAGGAGACACACUGUAAAAUUACUA